Annulohypoxylon maeteangense is the source of this 1111-nucleotide messenger RNA. RefSeq lists its product as uncharacterized. The coding region runs from base 144 to 1103 and encodes 319 amino acids. Lineage: Eukaryota; Fungi; Ascomycota; Sordariomycetes; Xylariales; Hypoxylaceae. The transcript is spliced from 3 exons. The record is from RefSeq and is a predicted model, not a curated record.
UCGCUUAAGCAGCUGCCAAAAUGCGUUUAUGUGGCGCGGUCCGCUUUUUUAGAGUGAAAAUAGACACUUAUUUAAAUCUCAUUCUUAUUUACCCCUAUAACCGAUUUGAGACCAAAUUCAUACCGCGAAAAUAAACCGACACGAUGACCAGUGACGGUCAUAAGAGGACAUUCCUCUCACUCCUCGAAUCAUGCGAUAAUUUCCCCUACGACAUCGUACCAAGUGAAGUAUACUACCAGCUCUUCCUCCCCAACGAUGUCCAGCCGCACGGCUACCUCCUCCCGGAAACCGUGCUCAAAAUGCCCUGGACUCCGGACUUCCUCGUUUUGCACAUUCACCCGCGCAGCGUCAUCGUGCUGGACUCAUCUAACGGCGCGGAUACCCCCGGCGCAGUGAAUGCUGCCUUUGCGCGGCUUAUAGACACAUGUAUCGAGCAGGAUACGUUCCACGUCAUUGCCCGCACCCACAGCGAGCCCUUCUCUAUCCUAAGCGCGCUGUACCCCGUCCACAUGGAGCGCUUCGCCUCCGCGUUGUUCGGGAUCACUAGUCAGGGCGCAUAUAUAACCGCGUAUACGAAGGCAGAGGAUGGAAGCAUGCGAUUGUGGAUCCCGAGGCGGGCGAAGCAUUUAUAUACGAGUCCCGGGAUGCUAGACUCGACGGUGGCGGGCGGGAUCCGCGACGGUCAUUCCCCGUUAGACACGCUGAUCCAUGAAGCGGACGAGGAAGCCUCGCUGCCGGAGGAACUGGUGCGCGAGCGGGUGCAAAGUGUGGGCGUUUUAACGUAUGUUUCCAUAACGGCGGACGGGUUCCCGGGGGAGAAGGGGCUGGUUAUCCCGGACAUCAUAUACGUACAUGAUCUCGAGCUGCCGAGCGAUGUUGUUCCGAAGCCGAAUGAUGACGAGGUGGAGGUGUUUUACUCGAUGGGUGUUGAGGAGGUGCGCGAGCGGCUUUUGAAUGGCGAGUUUAAACCGGAUUCUGCGGCGGUGUUGAUUGAUUUCUUUAUUCGGCAUGGGGUUAUUACGGCGGAAGGAGAGCGGGAUUAUAUUGAGUUGAGUACGCGGUUGCAUCGGAGGUUGCCGUUUAGGACGCCUUUGAAGAGGUAAGAUAGGGG